Paramecium octaurelia is the source of this 665-nucleotide messenger RNA. The record is from the annotation of a GenBank genome assembly. NCBI's taxonomy places the organism in Eukaryota, Ciliophora, Oligohymenophorea, Peniculida, Parameciidae.
AUGUGGAAUAUAAUCUCAAUUAAUCCGAUAUGUUAGAAAAAGAAAUUGGUUUCUGAUUAGGAGAGGUUAUUAUUAAAUUGUAGAAACAUGAAGAAGACAAUCAAUAAUGGAGAACCAUGGAAGCCAUCUCAUUCAUUAUCGAAAGUUAAUAACAAAUAUAGUCAUUGUAACUAAAUUUAUAUAAAUUAACAAAGAGGAGGAGAAUAAAAUCAUGCAUCAAAAUAACAUCUUGCUAUCUAAAAUGAUGGAUAUUUAGAGACAUAAUUUGAGAAGUUAGAGUUCUGGAUAAUUGCCAUCAUCAUAAUUAUCACAUGUGAGCAAUCUAAACCAAAGAAAAUUCGAGAAGUUCAAAAUCAAUCAAGAAAAUCAAAAGUUUCUCUCUCGACUGCAAUCUGCUUCGUCAAUUUACAACAAAAAUUAUUGGUAACCUGACAAUGAAAAGAAUGAAAUUUACAAAUAAAUUAUAUUAAAGAGGACAAGUUAUUUUUAUUUAAUAUUUUAGAACUCAAUCAAGAUUAUAAUGAUUUAGCCAGAAAAUCACUUGAAAGUAGAUCGACAGGAAGAAUGCUUUCAUGUAAUGACAUAUCCUUAUAUAAGCAGCCCAAUAAUUUAAGCGUAGACAGAUGUCUGAUGAAUAAUUCUAAUUAUAACAAUCGCCAGAAUGA